CCUUUCACCAAUGAGAAACCUUUCGGCACGCCCAUUGCUCCAGGCUGCAGCUACCCCUGUCUCAAUUUUAACGAAACGGAGAUUCUUGCGAACUAACUCAAGCCCUAUAUCGGCCUCUGAUACAUAUUCAUACGCGUGUUUUCUUUCUGUUUAAUCGAUACGAGCAGCGGUGAAAUUAACGCGUUUCACGUAUUCGUAUGAGUUAAACUUCCCAUCAUGCCAAUCGCCGGAUCACGACGACAACGAUGCUUGAACAUACGAAGCAGCAGGUAAACAAGUCUGUCGAGCUGCUGUAGAGAUGCUUGGUAACAGUGAUUUCAAAGCGUUUCGCUCAUUGCGGGAUGAUGGAGGUUUCAUAACCAAGACGCAAAGUGCUCUUCAGUCUCAAGCUGCGUGUACGCGCUCACAAAUGGGACAUUUUGGGCACAACUGAGAGCUUCAAAACUGCGUCUGUACACUUCAUAGUGUUUAUUGCGAUGGGACCCAUCCUGCAGGAACAAACUGCGUCUGCGACACUGAGGAAGGUGCCAGGCAAGGAGAAGGUUAGAACAAAAAAUGCCGAAAACACUGGGAUUGUUGCCAGCAAUAAUAAGAGAGGUGGAAAUGUGUAUCAGAAUAAGAAACAUCUUGAAAAAACAGUGCCCUUGCAUCCUGGGCAAGAGAAGGAUCCGGUGCCCAAAGCGAAAAUUGUCCAAACUGCCAUUAAACCAAAGAAAGCUAAGAGUCCGACUGGGGGCACUUGCAAGUUGCGUGGCACACAGGGUGAAUCAGAUCUGAGGCCUCCACGUCCCAAACUCUCUUGUCCGGAAGGCGGACAGGAGAGGCUGAAAAUCCAGCUGGAGCCUCAGUGCUGUAAAGAGAUGCUACAGAGCCGCGUGGCCUUGGAGAAGAGUCGUCGUGCUCUAUCAUUGCCCUUGGCUCCUCAGCCAGUGCUGCAGCAGUUCCCCUCGCAGAAACAACUCUCAGACCUGGACUCACUCCACCUCCUGGAGCACAAGGAGGACGACACGGACAGCGCCAGUGACCUGUCCGACUCUGAGAGGCUCCCUGUGCUGCCUUCCCCCUGCACUCCUCCUCAGCUCAACCUCCGAGCCGAGGUCUUCAACUCCAUGGACCUGCAUCCUCACAUACCUGGACCCAGGACAGUGGAGAACAAUGAAGUGAGCUAUAUCUACCCAGACUUCCUGCCAUCUCCAUUCAAUACUUGGAGCUUGAGGCAGCUUGCCAUCUUCCUCAACACGGAGGGUAAGCGGGCUCCCCGGCCAAAACCCGUAGGGCAGCUAGAGAAUUAUUUAGAGUGCCUCCUCCAGCUGGAGUGGCACCAGAUCCAAACCAUUCAGGCAGAGAACGGACGGCACAUCGUGCCCAUCAUCCGAACAAGAGCUCAGGCCGCCAGUGUCCUAGUGAACGGCAACCGGCCUAGGCCUCAUACUGCUCCUCCAACACGCCUCAGCUCCCCGAAAAGCUUUCAGCAGGGUCAGAAGGCCUUCUUCUCUUCAGUGGUCAGCCCAUCUCACACCCAGCUUUCUCGUCCUGUCUGCCCCUACUGCCACAUCCGCUAUCCGCUCUGCAAAGGCACCUGCUCUCCGUAUGCCUACCAGCGACAUUCCCGCCUCAGCCCCCUGCUAGAGCGCAAAGCUCCCCCUGCCAACUCCCAAAAGAGGAGCAGCAGCGAAAGCCGGGCUUCUAUCUCCGAAAACCGUGCUACUUUGAAAAACCAGCAUCCAGUCAGUCCUCAGGCAGCAAAGGCUCAUCAGAAACACAUACAAGCCGCAGGAAAUGUGCGCAGGGCAUCUCAUGAACUUAACACAAAUGGAAAAUCCCAUUCUUCUGUCAGGAAAGGAAAGACUGGAAGGUCAAACGAAGUAGAAAAACAGAAAGAUCCACUUGGAGCAAAAUGUGGAUGGGUUGAUAGGCAUGAUCCUGUUGGAAUGAAACGUGAAGGUGGUGGUCUUAGGAAAAAAAUGGUAAAGGAUGGUCCGAGAGUCGAAACGGGUGAAGUACGACUAAGUUCUGGCGUUAAAAGAACGGUCACUGAUGGCUGCGAUGCAAAGGUCACGUCGGCUACCAAGACUUCUGGCAAAAUAAAACAUUCUCACUACACCAAGUAGUUAGUGCACCUUGCACGCAAUUUUCAGUAGCCUCAAAAACAAUUCCAUUUUGCAUACUGUAAAGAAGAGCUAAUUAAAACAUUAUCCCUGCAGUUAACUGUAGUAGUUUGUAAAAAGGAUACAAGUACGGUCACAUUUUUGCAAAAUUUAGCAGGAAAAAAUGUUCAUUGUCUUUUGUCAAUAACUCACGCAGAAUUCACUUUGAGCUUUCUGACGGUCAAUAGGGACCAACUGGAGCCCGUUUUGAAAUGUGCAUGGGAUUGCAUGGAUUCCUUUUGAAAUGCUUGGAUUUUACCCAUCUAAAUUUGCCGGAUAACUACAAAUGUGACCGCACCUUUAAAAAAAAAAAGCAUCCUUCUCUUUAGAAAUCACGCCUUUUCAUCAUUGUUACAGUAGAACUUCAAAGUGCAUUUCUUGAAUAAGAUAUAUUUAUUUUAUCUGCCUAAGUACACAAAAGCCGGCUAUCUUUACUUACUGUACGCGAAAAUCCUCUAUAAAAUGAAAUGUACUUAAAUCUAGUGUGCAUGUAAAGUACAUAUCUCUGGCUGAGAAUGUCAGAUUGUCAGGCUCUUUGUCAAGUAAGCACUAUGGGUCAAAGAAUGUAUAUUUUUUAGAUGAAUAUUGAAUGUUUUAUAACGACUGUAUUUUUGUAAAUUGCUCUUUACAAGGACUUCUUUUCUUGUUAUUUAUUAAAUCAUUUAUCUGUUUAUUACAAUGAGUUGACACUUAAGUUAAAUAAGAAUGUUUUAUCUUUGAAUGUUUAGGAACUCAUUACUUAGGUUUCCAGUAAGUUAGAUGUCAUUGAAUUGUGAAUUGUAAGGAUUGCUUAUGGUGGUUCUGUGGUGCGGUUUGUGUUUAUGGAGAUGGACCUACUGUAAGCUAUAAAAUGUCAAGAUAUUACGGUCAAGGUUAUCUCUGUUUGUUUACUUUUUGAGAACUUUUCAGGUGAUUACAUUGACCUUCAUGUCUCUAAAUAUAGCAUGUUUAGUUUAAUUUUACAGAAACAAUGAUGGUAGUGGUUUUGUAGUUUUAUAUGUACUGUAAUGCAUUGUCAAGAUACUUGAAUAUGACUUGAAAGUUGGUACAGGUUGAGGCUAUACAGUACAUGGUACAACAUUUCCAUAAUUGAUGUACUGUAUCUACUGUAGCAUCAUUUCAUUUCGGAUGUUAUGUACUGUGUGAAGUCCCUUAUCAGGCAAAAAAAACCACACAAAUCUACUUUUGUCUUAUCAUUGUCAGAUGUGCUUUUAUUUUGAAGAGUUGAAUGCAGCUAUUUUUAUGAGCUCCAGAAUAAACAGUUUUCAUUACCUCAUCAAA
Carassius carassius (crucian carp) is the source of this 3428-nucleotide messenger RNA. RefSeq names its product family with sequence similarity 217 member Ba (gene fam217ba). The transcript has 5 exons. Bases 477 to 2111 code for a protein of 544 amino acids. Lineage: Eukaryota; Metazoa; Chordata; Actinopteri; Cypriniformes; Cyprinidae. The record is from RefSeq and is a predicted model, not a curated record.